Molecule: messenger RNA, 2597 nt
Organism: Lotus japonicus
Lineage: Eukaryota; Viridiplantae; Streptophyta; Magnoliopsida; Fabales; Fabaceae
Product: pentatricopeptide repeat-containing protein At1g03560, mitochondrial
Exons: 1
Coding region: 80-2020 (646 amino acids)
Molecular function (GO): protein binding
Source: RefSeq, a predicted model, not a curated record
UCAACUACUUGAAUGAAAAACAUGUUUUUGUGAGACUACUAUAGCCAUUUUCUGGGAAAACUCCCUCUACACCAUAGUGAUGAGAAGAAUCCCCUUUCCCCUACUGAAACGACCUCCGAUCGCACUGACCCACCGAACUCAACCUCCACACCGCCACAAUGCCGCCGCCGCACCACCACCACCACCACCGUUCAGAUCCCUAUCCACAACCUCUCUCCCCCUCCCUCCCCCGGAGCUCGUCGAGCCAUUCUGCGACCUCUCCGACGUCGCCGUCUCCUCCCCGCAACCCUCCCCAUGGCUCACCCAAAUCCUCAACCUCCUCGACGGCUCCCCCUCCAUGGAAUCCAACCUCGACUCCUUCUGCCGCCGCUUCCUCAUCGCCCUCUCCCCCGCCUUCGUCGCCCACACCCUCCGCUCUCUCACCGACCCCCACACUGCCCUCCGCUUCUUCACCUGGGCCUCCACACACCACCGCCAAUACUCCCACACUCUCGACUGCUACGUCUCCCUCAUCAACCUCCUCCUCCUCCUCUCCUCCGCCGACCCCGCCGUAAUCGCCUCAUUCCGAACCGUCUUCGCUGACCUGAAACGCCGCCAGCUCCCGCUCACCGCCCGCGCUGCGAAUUCCCUAAUCAAGAGCCUCGGCGGCGCUGGCCUGGUGGAGGAGCUGCUGUGGGUGUGGCGCGGGAUGAACGAGCACGGCAUUGAGCCCGGUCUCUACGCCUACAACUCGCUCCUCAAUGGCCUGGUCGGUUCCUCAAUGGUGGAGUCCGCGGAGCGGGUUUUCGAGGCGAUGAAGGAAGGAAGAACGAAGCCUGAUGUGGUCACCUACAACACCUUGAUCAAGGGGUUCUGUAAAAUUGGGAAAACGCACAGGGCGUUCGAGGUGGUUCGGGAGAUGGAGGGUGAGGACAUUGGCCCUGAUGUGGUUACUUACAUGACCCUGAUGCAGGCUUGUUACUCCCAUGGGGAUGUGGAUUGUUGUUUGAGCCUCUACCAUGAGAUGGAAGAUAGAGGGUUAGAGGUUCCGCCGCACGCGUUUAGUUUAGUGAUUUGCGGGCUGUGUCGGCAGGGGAAGGUUGCUGAGGGAUACGCCGCGUUUGAGAGUAUGGUUAGGAGAGGUGUUGAGGCCAACAAGGUAGUGUACACUGCUCUCAUUGAUUGUUAUGGCAAGAGUGGGAACUCUGAUGGGGCUGUGAGGUUGUUUGAGAGGAUGAAGAUGGAGGGGAUCGAGCCGGAUGAGGUUACGUAUGGUGCUCUUGUUAAUGGGUUGUGCAAGAGUGGGAGAGUGGAGGAAGCUUUGGGUUACUUCAGGUUUUGUGAUGAGAAUGGGAUUGGUGUUAAUGCGGUUUUGUAUUCGAGUUUGAUUGAUGGACUUGGGAAGGCUGGGAGGGUGGAUGAAGCUGAGAAGCUGUUUGAUAAAAUGCGUGAGAAGGGGUGUCCGCGGGAUUCAUAUUGCUACAAUGUUCUCAUUGAUGGGUUGUGCAAGUGUGGAAGGAUUGAUGAGGCUCUUGUUCUGUAUGAGCGGAUGGAACAAGAAGGUUUCGAACAAACGGUUUAUACUUACACGAUACUCAUCAGUGAGCUGUUUAAGGAGCACAGGAAUGAAGAGGCUUUGAAGAUGUGGGAGGUGAUGAUUGACAAAGGUAUCACUCCAAAUGUUGCCUGUUUCAGGGCUCUUUCCAUUGGGUUAUGUCUUUCGGGGAAGGUUGCGAGGGCUUGCAAGGUGUUGGAUGAGCUCGCCCCCAUGGGUUUUGUUGUUGAAAACGCGUAUGAGGACAUGAUUAUUGCGCUGUGCAAAGCCGGUCGCGUUAAGGAGGCCUGCAAGUUGGCUGAUGGGGUUGUGGGUAGGGGUAGGGAGAUACCUGGGAAGAUUCGGACUGUGAUGAUUAAUGCCUUGAGGAAAGCUGGGAAUGCAGAUUUGGCUAUCAAAUUGAUGCAUAGCAAGAUUGGUAUUGGGUAUGACCGAUAUAGGAGUGUUAAAAAGCGGGUGAAGUUCCAAACCCUUUUUGACAGUUGAUUCUAUUUCUUCAGCUGGAUAUUACAGUAGAAAACUAUUUCUUCAGCUAGAUAUGACAGUUGAAAAUGUCGCAUCUUUGGAAGCUUACUGGAAACUCACGUAUGCAUAUAAGCUAUGGUGAGCAACUUCAGCCAUUGAUACGCUAUUUUUAUCAACUCAAAAGCGGAAGCAACUUUGGAUUCAAUGUGAAGGUGCAGUUAGUGUUUAAAUGCAAAUCUGGAGAAGAAUAAAAGUGAUAAUAUUUGGAGUCACACCAUUGCUGGAGGCUUAACGACAUAGCAGUACUAGGCUGAAUGUUGUGAAUUGUGAUGCCAAAUGAGAUGCACUUAUUGUUUGCAGGAUCCAUUACCAUGCAGAUUUGGACCGUCAAAUCGUCUUUCCGAUAUGACGCAGGAGGGGAAAAACAAAUCCUUGAUAAGAAUUUGAAGAACUGGCUGUGUUCUUAGCUUUAAGGGAUCAUGUAUCACCAACAGUUAAAUGAACCUGUCUCUUGUGGCAGCGGUUGGGUUAAUGAUUCUCAAGACCUGUAACUGAUUAUAUUAUACAUUUGACUGAAGGGGGAGUUUUUUUGUGGAAA